AUGGAUCAAAAAAUUAAAUUUACUACUGACCGAGUAAGAAAAACAACUUUGAAAAAGUAUUUUAGCAAUCCUGAUUUGGCCCCCAGUCGUAAUCUCGUUAACUGUCAACGAGUAAUCCGCACGGACGAUAUUCAACAAAUUAAUCAACAUUCUUAUCACCAAACUUGUUUUGAAAUGUUGGGAGUAAAAGAAAAUCAUAUCCUUUUUGGAAAUAAAAAGACUAAUUUUUGGGAUAUGGGCGAUGGUCCUUGCGGUCCGAAUACUGAAAUAUAUUUUGAUUUUCAUCCCAAAAAAAAUUUACUAAAAAAUAUUGAGGAGUUGGAUAACAAGCGUUUUAUUGAAAUCUGUAAUAUUGUCUUUCCUGAGUUUUACCACAAAGGAGAGGAAUAUUUGCCAUUGGCCGAAAAAUGUGUUGAUACGGGGGCAGGAUUAGAAAGAAUUGCUAUGGUUUUACAAGGCAAAAAAAAUACUUUUGAAAUUGAUUUAUGA
This is a messenger RNA of Racocetra fulgida, 489 nucleotides long. The record is from the annotation of a GenBank genome assembly. Lineage: Eukaryota; Fungi; Glomeromycota; Glomeromycetes; Diversisporales; Gigasporaceae.